This is a messenger RNA of Lachancea meyersii CBS 8951, 927 nucleotides long. NCBI's taxonomy places the organism in Eukaryota, Fungi, Ascomycota, Saccharomycetes, Saccharomycetales, Saccharomycetaceae. The record is from the annotation of a GenBank genome assembly.
AUGCUAGAUGAACUACCGGUUGAGAUCAAACUGGAGCUACUUAAGUCUCAUUUGCAGUUGGCUUUUGUCAACAAGCAAUGGUAUCGCUUAAGCAACCGUUUUUACAGAGAUUGUUGUCUGAGUUUGAAGCCGAAAGAAUACUGGGACAGAAUACAAGACUGCUUAUGUCGAUACGUCCACAGUCUGGAUGAGGAGCGGAAAGCAGCACGACUUAUCAAUGCGGCUUUAUGUGGGAAUAAGGAAACUGGCGAGAACGACGUUCCUUACAUGUCCGAUUCUUGGCAGAUAAUAUACAGUGUUUUAUUCCGAAACCCUAGAUUUUUCGCCAUGGACAGCGCAAGUCGCGAACUGAACAUAACCCAUGAUGUUGUCACGGAGUAUUACUGUCCUAUGGAGCUUGAAAGCGGCAAAAGGUAUCCGUGCAACCUUUGGUGCAAGAAAGCCACUGAUGGUGGGUUUUUCGGAGUUAUUCGAGUAGCAAUAUACGGACAACCUGACGGAUCCGAGCCUCUACUGGUUCGGGACUUGGCGUUGACUUUGGAUGACUGGUGUCAGGACAGUGGAGCUUAUUGUUUGUUCGGUGGCCACUUUCAGCUAGCGAAGAGCGCAAAUUCGCUGCAAAUAGUGCAUAUGGGUGUUUCCAUUACGAACGCCGCGAACGUCGUGCUAGAAGCGGUCGAUACGACGCCGUAUCAAGGCAAUAAAAGCUGGCUUUUGUUCCGCACGCAGCAACUGGAGGUUUUCAACCGUUGGGAGAAAUUGUUAAGUGCUGAGCGCAUGCGAUGGGACGAGAAGUUCGUGAAUGCGACAGAGGACGCAGCCAAAAAUGCAGAUUUCGAAUUUGUGUAUCGAUUUCCCAAAGAUUUGGGAGCCUGCCACGGUUUGAAAAGCGUUUGGUUCCCGCGCUUGCAAAGUCGAGAAACGUGA